CAUCUGUUUCAUGCUGCACGCGGGAUUCCGCCGAUCAUUCAAGUUUCUGUAGGAUACAUAUCAGGGAUGUUGCAUUUGCUGUGGUGAUGGCCCGUCCUCCUCCUGACCCGUUGUACAUCCUGAGGGGUUCGGGUGCCUCAGUGAAUGCGCUUCACUUCUGCUGUGAUGGAGAUGGACCACCACUUCUCUACUCUGGGUCAGGUAAAGGUGCAGUCCAUGUGUGGAACCUGAGCACCAGGAGAGCAGAACGUGUUUUAGAGAGCCAUGCUGGGAACUCUGUAAUCUGGCUUAACACCUUCAACAACAGCAGAAGCUGCCUCAUCAGUCAGGGUCGGGACAUGCGGGUGUGCGUGUGGGAUCUGUCUGAAGGCCGCAGUGCAGUGACAGACUCUCUCCACACAGGCAGCGUGGGCUUCUGUCAGUGCUCUCUGCUGGAGUCCCGGCUCGGAUCCACUCUCCUGGCCCACCCUACACAACACAUGGAGGAGGUGAGUGUAGUGGAGAUGAGCAGCUGGACUCAAGUGUGUUCUCUGAAACCAGAUUCAAACCUGGGGAUGCUCAUGAGCAUGAAGAUGUGGCAGGCUGAUUCUGGUCCAGUUCUAUGUGCCGGUUAUGAGGAUGGCUCGGUGGUAUUAUGGGAUGUUUCUCAUCGCCGUCCAUUCAGCCUUCUGAAGGUUCAUCCGGAGCCAGUCAUGAGUCUAGAUGUUGACGUAUGCAGACAGAAAGGCAUUUCAGGGUCUUCAGAAAAUAUCCUUCAAUCCUGGCGGCUUGACAAUCAGCAGAGCCUUCAGAUGCACGACUCUAUUCAGAUGACCAAUCCUGGGGUCUCCCAGCUGCGGAUCCGUGCCGACGGCAAGAUCCUAGCUUCGGCAGGCUGGGACAACAACAUUAGAGUAUUUGGCUGGAAGAAACUAAAGCCACUGGCUGUUCUGCAACAUCAUACUGACAUGGUGAAUAGUGUUGCCUUCUCAGACCAUCAGGACCCCACACAGAGACUUUUGGCCGCGGGGUCCAAGGACCAGCGGAUAAGUGUGUGGUCUAUAUAUAGUGAAAGUUGAGUUUGGAAGACAGAGGCCUGCUUUGCCAUUUCCUUCAAACUGAUUGUCGCAAAUUACUCUGACAAUAUUUACAUACUUGAACGUGGCGCUAACAUCUUUUUCUUUAAAUGAAUGUGCCUAAAUUAGUGGCUGGCUGCCAUUAGGAGGCGGGGCUACAAUAAUCACAUUCGGGAUAUCUGAUUGACGAAUUUUUUUGGGUGCAAUUCUCCAAAAUCAAACAUAA
This is a messenger RNA of Danio rerio (zebrafish), 1281 nucleotides long. It is a transcript of the gene gnb1l, whose product is annotated as guanine nucleotide binding protein (G protein), beta polypeptide 1-like. Lineage: Eukaryota; Metazoa; Chordata; Actinopteri; Cypriniformes; Danionidae. The record is from RefSeq and is marked provisional.